GCAGUUUGUGCCGAUCAUGAUUCUCAAGAAAGUGAUGAUUUGCUACCUCUUACUCAUGCCUAUAGCUUUAGCUAUGAAGGCUAACAAUAGCUGUGCACCCUCAAGUUCACAACCAGCUGACGAAAUUUGUCGUUAUCUGUUUUCCAAGUGCCAAGAGAUUUCCAGCAAGGAUGCUGUAACCAUUACCUGUCAAGGUAACAUAUCUCAGCCUACAUGCACUCUUUGCACUACUGCAACUGGACAGAAAACAAUUACUCUAAUAUACCAAAAAGACUCAUGCCUACUUUCCUGUGAAGAAUGCAAUUGCUCAUUGACAUCUACUGGUCCAACACCAACCAGCUCUGUUAUUAUCGGGUCAUCAUCUUUACAACCAAUCACAGUAAGUGGAGAACCAAAAGUCAGUCAAAAAUUUGUCUAUUGACCAAUCAAAUGUACCCCUAUUUCAGUGGACUGAAUCGACAACGACACUCUCACAGACCAUGGCAGCACCUUCUGGUAGUUUCAGUUGGCAUGGAACCACAAUGCCAGUGACUAUGUCACAGAACACAGCUGUUCUAUCAGAGUCCAGUAGAAGAUCACCUCAUAUAACUGUGUCUAGAACAACAACUCUAAGAUAUGCAACCAUGACAAAACAAGAGACUCCAUCAAUGUCACCUUCACCUGAGCCCCCAAGAGAGAAACAAAUAGACCUCUUUGUAUUGGUGGGGGGUGCUGGAGGGACUGCUCUACUGUUAAUUCUCACUGGGAUCAUCAUAUUGCAAUGUGUCAUACUUUGCCAGAAGAAGAAGAAGAAGAAACAACACUCAGAGAGAGAAGGAGACUUGGUUGAAAGAAGAAUCAACGUGUACAGUGAUUGCCCUUUAGUGGCAGCUCCCUAUGAGUCCCCGGGAAGAGGUUUGAGAAAUGAGAGAGCACACCUCACCACCAAGGAGCUAGAUGAACGCAUAGGCCAACGGUCUGCUCCAUCAACAGCAUCACUCUGUACAGUGACCACAACUAUAGAGGAAGAGUACGCUGUUCCACAUGCCCAUAUCAAACACAAAAGAUCACAGGGACAGAAUGGAAAGUGUGUGCUCCCACCGCUAAAGCCAGGCCCACACAGGGCGAGUUAUCCCGUGCUGGACCGUGGUGAACAGACCACCAAAAUGGAGGAGGAUUACUCUCUCCCACAGGACCACAUUAACCACAAACUCCCUCGCAACAAAGGUGGCAGAUCCGUCUUGCCCCAGGAACACGGCAGGCACAGAAACAGGACAGGUAAGCCAGCAGUACACUCUGUUGCAGAGUCGAGUCAAGCUGAUGGCGGGGAUCAUGUUUACUUCACUCUGGAGCCACCACGUGAGUGGUUGGAGAAGAGCUGUGGAGAGGCCAAGAAGGUCACUUCAUUUAAAUGACUCUGAGUUCCAAAAGAAGAGCACCUACUGAAACACCAGAAACUCUUGCAACUUUUUUGUUUUUAGUAGGUAGUGAGUGAUACAUUUGCAAUAUGGCUGUUUACAGUGACUUGAAAGGCACUGUGAGUUCGUUUUCCUCCCACUCAGUUGCUUAUCCUUUGUAACAGCUUUUUCAGUAAAUGGAAGUAUUUUGAAGGCCAACAUAGUACAUGUUUGUUUUGAGAACAAUAACUUGUUUAUGCACGUACAUUAGCAACCGUGAUAAACAAGAGAAGUACUAGACCAUUAUAGCUUGGUUGUUGGUGAGUAGUUGUACAGACCACGACUGCGUGAGGUAGUGCAUGGUAAUAACAGCAGAUGAGGAAAGAGAGAGGAACCGGGAGAGCUAUGAAAAGGACCUUGCUUAUAUUUCUGCUGACACUUCUCAACUGUGCUGCAUCCAGUGGGCUCCUGGCACCACUUGAAAAUGACUGCGGUGAAGAGGGCAUUAGUGGCAGUGGUAGCGAUGCCGGUAGCGGUGGAGAUGAGACAAUCGAUACGUUAUGUCCGACCACCACAUACAGCACCUACGUCCAUAACACCAAACCCAUGUCUACUCAUCUUCCAAGUUCAGAAAACAGUUUGGUUUACAAGAUCUCAGCCUCAGCCUCAUCUAUGACCACGUGUGUUAUCGAGUGAAGGACAAUCUGUGUACUCCUCUGGAUUUAGGGAGCCAACUCCAAGUUCAGAGUCUCACCCAAACAAGUUUACAGACAUCCUUAUUUGGCCCAGUGACGUCAGGUGUAGUGGCUACUGGUAUUGGAGUCACGUCCACAGAGCUUUCACUGUUUUCCAAAAGCCAUUCAAGGUUUUCUCCCAAAGUCAUCACACCUACAGUUGCAAUUACAAUACAGCCUAUCCCGUCUAGUUCAAUGCACCAAACAACGUCACCCACUCAGACUGCCUUAGUAGAGCCCACCAUUGCACGUAUGCCCACAGUCACUCCUUAUUCAGUGCUGUCACCCUCUAUUGUUGUGCACCUGAGCAAUGUAGAGGUGACAGAGACACUACAAAUGACAACUCACCCACGGCCACUGCCCAGCAGUCACAUGACAACUCACUCACCCACACAAGCACUCACGGCAAGGUCAGAGGACAUAGUUACUCAAUCAACAGCAAUGUCUACUGAUCCAACGGUGGGAACAGCAACUGAAAAUUCAGCCAGCACUGGCUCACGUCCAAUAAUAUCACUGGAAGUUGGAGAGGAGUCUUCCACUACAUCCCUGUAUACUGCAGUGGGUAGUAGUGUGGGAGGGUGUGCCAUUUUUGCUGCAGUUGCCAUAGCGUUAAUAGCAAUCAUAGUUGUGUUGCACAAACGGCGUCGUCAUUUUCGGGGUACUAAGUACGCAAUAGGGGGUACUCUGAAAAGAUCGGGUAUGACUAGAGACAGGAGUGCUGAACUCUAUCUUCGAAUGUCUCAGAUUGAUGGCCGUCUCACUACUCAGCCGUCGAAGAGCAGUUUGCCGUCAGCAAACGCUGUAACUCCUCCUACCUUGACCAGGGACCCAGAAAGAAAGAUGUUUGACAACACCAUGGAUACAGCCUACGACUCAUCGACAUUUAAAAGAUCCAAGCCUGUGACAAAGUCCGGAAGCAACGACCAAGAAACUCACAGGAGAGAAACUCCCACAACUGAAGGAGCACUAGCAGACCAUUUUCAACGGCCAGGAGAAGAUUCGAACAGCCACAUUAACCCAAAAAGGGACGCUGCCUUCAAAUUACAGCCGCAUACAUCCCAGCAGCAUUCGUCCCAGCCUUCUACAUCAGGCGAUGAAGAGCUGGUGACAAGUGGAAAAGGACGGACAGCCGAGAGCUCUCAGAAGGACGUCGAUGAUUGCGAGAGGGAAGAUAAGCCCUCACAAACCUGUAUCAACGCUGCCUCUUCAGAUAUGACAGCAGAAACAGAUGAAAAGGAGAUUGUUGUGGGAUCCCUCAGUGACGAAAGAAACGAUGAGUACCCCACCUUGGAGGAAAGGGACGAAAACCGAAACAGGACACCCACAGAGAAAGAAGAUGUGAACAAAGGAAGAGAAGUUGAAGCAUUAGAGUAUUCUCAGUGUGAACCACAGUUUGCAGUAAACAGAGGAGAACUAGAAGAAGGAAGUCUCCCACAGUGUGACACAUAACCAAAAUAGCCACGGCACAUUUUGUUUUAGCGAGUUUUGUAGUGAAUUCACUUUGUAGCUAACGAGUAUUUGUUUAUUCAAAGAGCAGCUGAGGUAUGCAUUAUGGUAUCUGCUGUUUUGUCUCAAUCGCAUGUGUUGACUUGUAAAAUCUCCAAACGAAAGGUUGCGUAGAAACGGCGGGCUUUUGUUUGGAACAAUAGGGCACGUGGACGCAGGUAAAAAAUGAGUA
Molecule: messenger RNA, 3788 nt
Organism: Geodia barretti
Lineage: Eukaryota; Metazoa; Porifera; Demospongiae; Tetractinellida; Geodiidae
Source: the annotation of a GenBank genome assembly